GUCACACAUUCCAGUAGAGAGAGGGAGAAUAUAUGCGUGUGUGAGAAGGAGUGAGCGGGGAAUCCGGAGAAAUACCUUAAUGGAUUAUUGGAUGGACCCGUUUGUCCUUUACGCAGAAGGAAUCUGAUUUUCGGACAAAAGCAAUGGAUUGAGUUUCAACUUGACCAUUAAUAGACGGGUUCUAUCACCGGUAAGACAGAAAGCCAACAUGGACGCCGGUAGUCUGAUACAACAUAUUGAACGAGACGAAGAGACCACUUCAUGGCCAUUGUCGAUGACCACUGAGUGGUUGGAGGACGGAAACGAGACGACCUGGAAUCAGUUCCAACAGCCCGACUGGCAGGUGGCUCUCUGGGCUAUAGCGUACUCCCUCAUCAUCCUGGUGUCCAUCACUGGGAACGUCACAGUGAUCUGGAUUAUCCUCGCUCACAGGCGCAUGAGGACUGUGACCAAUUACUUCAUUGUCAACCUGGCUUUUUCUGACGUUUCAAUGGCGAGCUUUAACACCCUUUUUAACUUUGUGUAUGCGCUUCACAAUGACUGGUACUUUGGCUUGGGUUACUGCAGGUUUCAGAACUUCUUCCCCAUCACCGCCAUGUUUUCGUCCAUAUACUCAAUGGCUGCCAUUGCAGUGGACAGGUACAUGGCCAUCAUCCAUCCUCUGAAGCCUCGCCUCUCCUCCACCUCUACAAAGGUGGUGAUUGCCCUGAUAUGGAUUGUGGCAGUAUCACUGGCGUUUCCUCAGUGCUACUACAGUGUGACAAGAUUUUAUUACCCCAGAACUGUGUGUAUGGUUGACUGGCCUGAUGAUUAUGGAGGAACACAUCAACUAAGUUAUCAGUUUGCGGUUAUAGUGCUGAUCUACCUUCUCCCUCUGCUGGUGAUGCUGGUGACAUACACUAUAGUUGGCCGAUCGCUGUGGGGUGGGCACGUCCCUGGAGAGGCGUCAGACCAUUACCAUAGCCAGAUAAAUGCCAAGAGAAAGGUGGUGAAGAUGAUGGUUGUGGUGGUGGUGACGUUUGCCCUAUGCUGGCUGCCCUACCAUGUCUACUUCAUACUGGGAUCAUUUAACAGAGACAUUUAUAAGCAACAUUACAUUCAGCAGGUGUAUCUGGCCAUAUUCUGGCUGGCAAUGAGUUCCACUAUGUACAAUCCUAUUAUUUACUGCUGUCUAAACCAAAGAUUUCGCGCUGGUUUCCGUCAUGCCUUUGCUUGGUGUCCCUUCAUCAAAGUGUCAGAGGAGGACAAGAUGGAACUGCAGCACACACACACCUUCAGAGUCACCAUGACCCGCAGCCACCGCAAUGACAUGUCAUCUAUUAGAACAAACACUACAUACGUCUCAAACACGCUUGCCAGCAGUGACCUGGUCACAGAGAGAGAUGCUCGCAGACAGCUUAAGAAGAACACGUGCAACUCGCAUCCGGUGAAGAAACUGGACGACACAAAAUCUCCAGCUGUGGCGCUUAUGGAGCACACCCAGUGAUCGCUGACAGACAUCAUGAUGAGGACAUUCUCAAAGGGAAGGCAGUAGGAUUUUACUAAAUUGUGAAUAAAAACACUACAGCUGGUGGAGACAGAGGAAGCCCUGCGGAGUACUGGACAGAGUUAAUCAAACUAAGGCAUUCAUUCCUGUGGAUCAGGAACUUUGUUUGGGUCAAAUAAUACAUGAUGGAUGAAUGAAUGUGACUAUCAAGCUAUUGCAGCACAUACAAGACAUUUAAUUAUGCCACUGAAACAUUUGUGGCUGUGUGUAGAUUAAUCCAACCUUGAUCUAUUUACACUGCUCCAAGAAAUUACGCGAACACUUAAAUAUGUGUUCAUCGUGGUCAGAUAACCUUUACUGAUAUACUUUGUGUAAUUAAAGUGAAGUAAAAGUGGAAACCAAAAUCCUCACACCAAAGUCAAACAUAAAUUCACAGGCUGUUCCAGCUUGUGUCAUAAUGUGCCUCGGUAAUGUUUACUGGAUGCACUGGAUAUGUCUGGAUAUACUCCUGAUGAGAUACUGGAUAGUAUCCUGGAAGAUCUCCUCCCAGAUUUGUUUCAAGGCAUCAGUGAGUUACUUGAUAACCUAUUUGGCUAGUUGAUAGUCAGUUUGAGGAUUUCUCUCUGGUAUCAGAUAGCAGUCAGGGUAUCACUGGCCAAGCAGGUGGAGAUCUGUGCAAGCCUCCAAGGAUAUGCUUCCCCAGACUAUCACUGACCCACUGCCAAAAGGUCAUGUUUAUCAUGGCAUCCACAAUCUCUUUAAAAGCUAUCAUAUAUGCUCCGUGUGCACAGGUCUCACUAAAGGACAUAAGACCGUUGUAAGUCUAAUUCUAACAGUUUUGUCAGGGGCAUGCACAUCACUAGCCUUAUUUUGCAGAGCUCUUGCAGUACUCCUCCUCACCCUCUUUAUAGCAAAGAAGCAGAUACUUGUCCUGCUGCUAGGUCGUUGCUUUUCUACAACUCUGUCCAGCUCUCCUUGUGGCACAGCCUGUCUCCUCCUGGUAUCUCCUCCACACUCUCGGGACUGUGCUGGGAUACACAGCAAACACCUACUGGAGGACAUGGAGGAGUGGACUACCUUUGCAUCCUAAAUGGGAUGCAGGUACAAUUUCAUGCAAACAGCAGUGUCAAGGACGCUAGCAAAAAUUAAAACAAGAGAAAAAUCAGUCAGGAGGGUUAAGGAAGGAGCAGUGGUCUGUCGCCACUUGAUGCUCCUCCAGUGCAGCGGCUGUGACUUUCAUCCUAACUGGACAGACUGAUUUCCCUGAAGCAGAACUGACUUUGUGUCAUAGUGUGAUGAUCAAGUGUUCCCUUCAUGUUUUUAGAAGUGUAUUCCACUCCAAAAGUGUCCUCCCCCUGUUGCCAUGCUCUCUUUCAUCCAUCUUGGACAUUCAAGUGUUACUGGAAACAUUUAACUGUGGUUACUGGUUUUCUUGUGCAGAGAACGGACAAACAGUCCAAACCCUUAACAAUGUUGUUGUGUAGCGUCUUCAUUUGAUAUAAGGCUUUCUUUAACAAUUAAGCUAAAAUAGGCGUUUUAUUUAAUUUCUCUUCUAUAUUAACUCUCGAUAAUCAAAGUAAUUCACUCAUUCUUUAAGUUUGUUGGGUUUCAGAAUUGGCAGCAACAGCGUAGUUAGUCUUUUUAGUCUGGCUUUUACUCAUAUUGAGGACUCAUAAAACAUUCAGAGAUCAAUUAAAGCUCAAAGUGAUGUCAGAAAAUCACCAGUAAACACGCCUCCUUCUCCCAUUUUUGCCUUAAAUUAAUCAGUUGUCUGGUUUUGCAUGUAUUCGUUGCUGUGCAGUUCUUUCCCCCUUCACACAUUUGUUACAUGGUGCACAUUAAUACAGUAUUUCUCCUCUUAUAUUGUGAGUUCACUGGAUAAAGUCUACAUGAAAAAUUCAAGUGCCGCUACUUAGUACAAUCAAAUGUGAAACAUAGUGAUGCUAUCUACUGAAGACAUUCAUGUAAAAUACCCAGAAGUAAAUAUGAAACUUGUGGUUGUCGCACAGUUAAGAGUCAGAUAAUGACGCUUUAAAUAUUGUAACCUGUGAGCAUUAGGUUUCAGAAUGAAGCAAAAAUGUUUGAUUAUUGGAAACUUUUUGAUGUUUUAAGCACACACUGUGGUUGUGUGAAGUGUCUUGUUGUCUAUACCAAGCAGGAUUUUUGUCGUCUGUGGCUGAAAUAAAAAUGUUUAAAUAAUGUGACAGUAAGCUAAUAAAGUUACAAUACAGGAA
Neolamprologus brichardi is the source of this 3720-nucleotide messenger RNA. RefSeq names its product tachykinin receptor 2 (gene tacr2). Gene Ontology annotation, molecular function: substance K receptor activity. Gene Ontology annotation, biological process: G protein-coupled receptor signaling pathway; positive regulation of flagellated sperm motility. NCBI's taxonomy places the organism in Eukaryota, Metazoa, Chordata, Actinopteri, Cichliformes, Cichlidae. Gene Ontology annotation, cellular component: plasma membrane; sperm midpiece. The record is from RefSeq and is a predicted model, not a curated record.